Fimicolochytrium jonesii is the source of this 3097-nucleotide messenger RNA. Its product is annotated as kinase-like domain-containing protein. Gene Ontology annotation, molecular function: protein binding; protein kinase activity; ATP binding. Gene Ontology annotation, biological process: protein phosphorylation. The record is from RefSeq and is a predicted model, not a curated record. Bases 249 to 2846 code for a protein of 865 amino acids. The transcript is spliced from 11 exons. Lineage: Eukaryota; Fungi; Chytridiomycota; Chytridiomycetes; Spizellomycetales; Powellomycetaceae.
UUACCAUCCGCCGAUCGAUCACAUCAUUCAACCAUCGGCCCAUCCAACCAAGAGUUGCGUCUGACUGACUUCAACAAAAUUCAUAGCAAUCGGAAAACCAACAAGCAGCCGUAGCUUUCAUAGAGUCGACGCUUGGACGAAAACUACCCGACGAAAGUCUUUGGGCGUCGCUGAGAAAUGGCGUGAUUUUGUGCGAGUUAAUAAAUAAGCUGAGACCAGGGACGAUACCCAUUAUCAGCACUCGAAACAUGCCCUUUCUGCAGAUGGAAAACAUUAAUCGCUUUCUGACUGCAGCCCAAACUCUCGGUUUGAAGGGCCACGAAAUUUUCCAGACGGUCGACUUGUUCGAAGGCAAAGAGAUGCAGUCGGUCAUCACCACGAUCCUAACCAUCGCGCGGGUCAUCGCUGGAGCGCCGUUGAAGGCCCGCCCGCCAGACGAUUUGAACCCAUACCGCGACAAUGUCAUCAUUCACGACGCCUCACCUCUGCCAACGAACCAAGCAUCACCCUCCAUCGCGCCCACCCUGCCCCCGAAAUCACCGCCAACGCACGCGCCAUUCCUGCAAAUCAAAUCCGCCUCCGCAUCCAGCUUCACCACCCCGCCGCCGGCUUCCGAAAGCGGGACCGAGAAAGGCGGGAAUAGUGGACGGUCGAGCAUGGACAGCAGGGGUGGGGCCAGUCCGACGCCCGUGAAAUCGUCAGGGGCCCCACGGUUAAAGAAAUCGGAGUCGGAGCUGGGGAUGAAGGUUUCGAGAAGGAGGACGGAGUCGCCUCAUCGGUCUGCGAGGCCGUCGACGAGUGGAAGUGUGAGGAGUAUGAAGGAAAAGACCGUUGUCGGGAACUAUCAAUUGGGCAGCGGGAUAGGGAAGGGACAAUUCGGGGCCGUAUACCAAGCGCUGAAUAUGGAAACGGGGCAAGUGGCGGCCAUCAAACGCAUCCCGUUAGCCGAUCGGAAAGAACAGGGUGUCACAGAUCUGAUGCAAGAAGUCGAGCUCCUCAAAUCUCUAACACAUACCAACAUCGUCAAAUACCUCGGCUUCCUACUGGACGAAAACUACCUCAACAUCAUUUUAGAAUAUAUGGAGUGCGGGUCACUCCAGAGCGUGAUGAAGAAAUACAACCUACUGAUCCCAGAAAAGCUCGCUGCGGUCUAUUCGGAGGAUAUACUCAGAGGCCUGACGUAUCUGCACGCUCAGGGCGUCGUGCAUUGUGACUUGAAGUGCGCGAAUAUUUUGACGACGAAGGACUCGACUGUGAAGUUGAGCGAUUUUGGCGUGAGCAAGGUCUUGAAUGGUGUUGGCGAGGACGAGGGCGCGAUUGCGGGAACACCGUAUUGGAUGGCACCUGAGAUCAUCGAAUUGAAAGGCGCAUCGACUGCAUCCGACAUAUGGAGCUUGGGAUGUACCAUCAUCGAGAUGGUGACCGGCAAACCGCCUUAUCUCGACCUCAAGAACCCGAUGACCGCCUUGUUCCGGAUCGUGGAGGACGACGCGCCGCCGCUGCCGGAGGAUAUUUCGCAGGAACUGCGGGACUUUUUCGGAUGUUGCUUCCAGAGAGAUAUCACGAAACGGGCGAGCGCGAGUCAGUUGUUGCAGCAUGAGUGGAUACAGAAGAAGUAUAAGGAUGUUCGCACAGCAGAGGAAAGCCUCAAACUCCUCGAAGUCGGCGCGCAGCUUAUACAGGAAAAUGCAAAAGACCACCCCCCUCCCACCAUCACUUCACCGAGCGAAUCCUCAACUCACAGCGCCUCGGCGGGCAGCACCGCAACACCGUCCUCCCCCUCUAGCGCGUCCUCCCUUCCCCCCGCCCGACUCUUCGAAGCCGUGCUGGACGCCCCACUGUCCACCAUCCCAACAGAUACUAUCCCCUCCACGUCGUCCAGGUCGUCCCUAUCAGACACGUCCUCCGCCGCGUCGUGGCGUCCUCCUCCCGGCCCGUCACCCGCGUUGGCACGGGUGGCGACACUGGACCGCCAUGCGAAACAGCUUAGCGUGAAGGAAGAAGUGCAGGAGGAGUAUGAUGAGGAGCAAACGGGUAGCGCGGUGGACAAGAGCGCCGGGUCUGUAGGAGCUGCCGAUCGGGAAGCCACGCCCGGGGUCGGAUCGCAAACAUUGUCGACGCUCGACGGUACCACCGCGGCCAACACCCCCGGCGAACCGUCGUUGACCACCUUGACGAGAAGUAGCUCGAGGGUUCUGAAUGAGAUUGGGUUACAACAGAUGGAGGAGACAGCCAAUGCGCUUGCGGCUGAUAUCGACGACAACACACCCGCUGCGGCGGCGUCACAAUCACAACGCACGCAGCAGCAGCAGCAGCAGUCGAACGCCCCGCCAACCCCGCCCUCGACGCAGAGUAAACGCUCCAGUCUGAAAUCCAAAUCCAAAGAACAGCUUAAAGACCCGGCUGCGGAUGAAGACGAGGAAACAGCGCCGGUGCCGACACAAGAACUCGCAGUCAAACCCCUCAAAGCCCGCUUCAUUACCCCACCCUCCAUCUCCACCGACACCCACCACCUCCCAAAAGCACCGCCACCCGCGACCGCCCCACCCACCAUCGCACCCUCCCUCCCCACCACCACAACCACCGCUUCCAAAUCCUCAAAACCACCACCACCAACCUCAGCAAAACGCCGCGCCUCAUCCGCCUCCUCUCCGAAAGAAGAGAAGGAGAAAGAUAAAGGCCUGGGAACGAAUACGUCGGCGGCGGCGCUGCAUAGUUUUUUGUUGAAGAGUAAGAGGAAGAGCUUUGCGGGGAGUAGUUCGAGUGGGAAGGAGAGGGAGCGGGAGCGGGAGCGGGAACGAGACGGGAGGGAGGGACAGGGGGACAAGGACUGUUUGAUCAUGUGAUGUGGGGACUGUGUGGGAACCGCGGGGAUGCUUUUGGGCGGCGCGGGAGGGAUGAGGGUUGUGCUUUUGUGUCUUGUUCAUGUGUGUGGCGUUGUUUGUUCGUCGGUCGUUUGUUGGGUGUGCCUUUCCCCCCCUCCCCACCUGUUUUUCUACCUUCCAUAUACACUGUAUCAUAUUUUCGUUUUCACCCCGCUUCGUUCGUUUGCGCAAAAUGACAGAACAGAUUCGAAAACAUAACACGGUCCCUCGGC